Molecule: messenger RNA, 1569 nt
Organism: Cololabis saira (Pacific saury)
Lineage: Eukaryota; Metazoa; Chordata; Actinopteri; Beloniformes; Belonidae
Gene: rskrb
Product: ribosomal protein S6 kinase related b
Exons: 13
Coding region: 89-1438 (449 amino acids)
Biological process (GO): protein phosphorylation
Molecular function (GO): protein serine/threonine kinase activity; ATP binding
Source: RefSeq, a predicted model, not a curated record
UGAAAAAGCAUCACUUUGCGCGGUGGACGGGGCGGUUUGGAGCGGGUUUGGAGCGGAUGCGGGACCGCAGGAACCCGCUGAUCCACCGAUGGGGGCCGACGGCAGCAGAAACAGCCAGAAGCCCUCUGACGGCCAGGACGAUGAGCGCGUGGCCUCCGGGUGGCGGGGCUUCCUGUCCAGCAUGGGUCUGUCCCUCCCGGCGGGCCUGUGCCGCCUGGCGCCGCCCGCCCUGCGUCUGGGUCAGCGCCGGAUGCUGCAGGGCAAGACGGCCGAGGUGCCGGAGCACGUCCUGAGGCUGGCGGGCGUCGGGCCGGGCCGCUGGAGGGCGGAGUGGACCCUGCCGGCGUUCAUCACCAUGUUCCUGCCCGAGUUCCCUCAGAGGAGCGUGCCGGGCCACGAGCACUUCCAGGUGCUGGGAUACAUCGCCAAAGGUUCCUUUGGACCGAUUCUGAAGGUGAGGGACAAGGCCGGACAGAGAACCUACGCUGUUAAGGUUAUACCCAAGUCCGAGAUACUAAGACUUGGGGUUUUGGAGCAGUCAAAAGAAGAAGUCAUUGUCCAGCGUCAGGUCCGCCACCCAUUUGUCCACGACCUCCAGGACUGCUGGCAGACGCAGCGCCACCUCUACAUUAUGUGUGACUACUGCAGUACAGGAGAUCUGUACACCUACUGGCAGAUGAUCGGACAGUUUUCAGAGGACACGGUGCGAGUGUUUGCAGCAGAGUUGGGAUGUGCUCUCGGCUUCCUACAUGAUUUUGGGAUCAUCCACAGAGAUGUGAAGAUGGAAAACAUCCUGCUGACGGACCACGGCCACCUCCGCCUGGCUGACUUUGGUCUGUCCCGUCGCCUGGAGAGAGGAGGCAGAGCCUUCACCAUCUGUGGAACCAUCCAGUACAUGGCCCCUGAGGUGCUGAGUGGGGGACCCUACAACCACGCUGCUGAUUGGUGGUCGCUGGGAAUCCUGCUGUUCUCAUUGGUUACUGGAAAGUUCCCCGUGUCUCCAGAACCGGACCACUGCAGAAUGCUGAGGAAAGUGAGGACCUUUCCCUACGAGAUUCCCCUCAGCUUCAGCUCCCAGCUGGCCCUGCUGAUAACCGAGCUUUUAUGUAAGACUCCCACCCGCCGCCUGAGAACUCUGGACCGCUUCAAACGGCAAACAUUCUUCCACGGGACGACGUUUGACCUGGACCUGCUGCAGCGGCGGCCCGUGGAGGUGAUCCUGGAGCUGAGGGAACGACCCGACCGAGCCGCCAAGGCUCGGCGAGGCCUCACGUUGUCCCUGCAGCCUCUGAAGGGCUUCGACUACGACUCGCUCCUCAGCCCUCCGGCCACGCCGGACACCCAGCUGGAUUCAGACGCUCACGCUCGCGCAGCUGCCGCCCUGCCGGGCCCGGCGCUGCAGGACGCUCAGGAAACACGCAGGGAAAUCUUCGUGUGACGGACUUCAUGUUUACGACGCACUGACUUUAAAGGCCACGCGUUGCUCACACUGUUUCACCCUUCACACCUGCGUGAAGAUGUCUUAUUCUGAAGAAAUUAAAUACAGGACUGUCUCAGAAAAUUAGAAUA